Molecule: messenger RNA, 1305 nt
Organism: Microdochium trichocladiopsis
Lineage: Eukaryota; Fungi; Ascomycota; Sordariomycetes; Xylariales; Microdochiaceae
Product: nuclear pore complex component-domain-containing protein
Exons: 2
Coding region: 215-1075 (286 amino acids)
Biological process (GO): spindle pole body duplication; protein import into nucleus
Cellular component (GO): nuclear outer membrane; nuclear pore transmembrane ring
Source: RefSeq, a predicted model, not a curated record
GGUGCUCGUUGCUGCGCAGCUCCUGCUCCCAAACAAAGCACAUCUCGACGACCACGACACUCCUUGCCCUCUGGCAGUCGACAACGACCGCUGCGGCCUGCAGCAUUUGCGAAAAAGUACUAACCCAACCAGCAGCAACACCACGGCCCGUGCCUCAAAUUGCAUCCAUAAAGCCUGGUGUCCUCAGCCUCUGUCGCCCACAUAUCGCGUCACCAUGUCUUCGUCGUCGGCGCUCACAAAGACAGUUUCGACUCCGGUCAAGGCCGCAGCAGCGGCCCCGACAGAGAGCCCAGGGAAAUGGCGGCAUCCUCGGCUGGAUGAAAUCACGCGGAGGCAGGAACAGACAAGCUUCUCAGAAAAGAACGUCCGCUCCAUCACCAUCAACCUUGGCGUGCUGGUCGCGCUCUUCGCGACCAACACCUUGCUGCACAAGCUCUUUCCUUCGACAAAGAGCUUCCUGCCUCAAUCCCUCGCCAUCUCGCAGUACUCGGGGCUUAUAUGGAAAGCCAUCCUCGUGAUUCCAGUUGUCCAGAUCCUCAUCAACCUGCUACCUUUAUGGCGCAAGCCCGACGAACUUGCCGACAUUCCCUUGACGUCCGCUCAGCGCCAACUACUGGGUCUCCCCCCUUCCUCCGCGCCGCCGACCCCUGGGUCCGUGUACAGCACGCCUCCCAGAUACUCGCGCACGCCAUCCAUCUCGGGCUCUGCGAGCAGCAAGCGCAGCUUCUCCGGCUCUCCCCAGUCGAACCGCGCCACGCCUUCGAAGUCCGAGUUCGGCAGCCCCCUCACAAGCAGCGGCAACGGCCUCAAGGCCAGCAUCCUCGGUUCGCCGAGCAGCCCCCUGCUGCACAAAGCGAUUGGCGGCGCGCGCCGCUCGUCUCUGGGCGGCAGCAUGGGCCCGCCCAGCCCCCUGGGUAUCAGCACGGCCUCUUCGAUCUUCGGGAGCGGCGGGCCCGAGAGCCCGAGCCCUACUCCUACGAGCGGCAAGCGAAGCACUGUUGGUCUCAACAACAAGUGGCUGUACGAGAAGGGCCGGGAUCGGCGCAGCUCGGGGAACAAUUGGCUGCUCUCUUAAGGCAAGGGCACGUGUUGGGUGGGGGAGUCUUAAUAUGUGAUGCUACACAAGGCGAGGCGUUUUAGGCGCAAAUAGGGCGAGUCACGCGCGCGUGUAAUUAUAGACAAAUCCAGCAGCGCGCAGCUUUUGCGAGAUAAUGAGCAGCAUGUUUUGAAAUGGAUGAAUCAAUCGUAGGGAGCUAAGCAACAGCACAGCAGCAUUUCACGCUAUCCUUCCAUCUCGAAACACAC